UGGUGGUGGGCCGGAAGCGGAAGUGGCGGGCAUUCGGUGGGGCGGCGGCGGCGGCCGCGCCGAGGAUGCUGCGGCUGCGCUGCAAGGCCCGGAGCGGGACGCACCCGCUGCCCGGCCUCACCGCCCACUCCCGCCUCCGCGACAUGCAGGCCGCCCUGGCCGCCCUCACCGGCGUCCCCAUCCCGGCCCAGCGCCUCCUGCUCGGCUUCCCGCCGCGGAGCCUGGACCUCAGCGAUGGCGAGCGGCGGCUUGGAGACCUCGGCAUCCACUCGGGCGAUACUCUCAUAGUCGAAGAGGACACUUCCAAACCCAAGACUGACUCGCCCGUAGUCACCAAAAGAACGAUGCCCAACUCUGUGAGGGAAGCCGUGCCUGUGCUGGCCAGGAGGGUUGUUCCGGCGGAUAACUCCUGUCUCUUCACCAGCGUCUACUAUGUGGUGGAGGGAGGUGUUUACGACCCAGCCUGCGCUCCAGAGAUGCGCAGCCUCAUAGCCCAGAUAGUAGCGAGUGAUCCUGAAUCUUACUGUGAGGCAGUUCUAGGGAAAACAAACAGGGAGUAUUGUGACUGGAUCAGAAGAGAAGAGACUUGGGGAGGAGCCAUCGAAGUGUCCAUUUUAUCCAAAUUUUACCAGUGCGAAAUCUGUGUGGUGGACACGCAGACAGUCAGAAUCGACCGUUUUGGGGAAGAUGCCGGUUACACGAAGCGAGUGCUUUUAAUUUACGACGGGAUUCAUUACGAUCCGCUCGAGCGCAAAAUCCUCGACUCGGACAUUCCUCCGCAGACCAUUUUCUCCACAACUGAUGAUGUUGUUCUCGCACAAGCGCUGGAGUUGGCGGAUGAAGCCAGACGGAAGAGGCAGUUCACGGAUGUGAAUCACUUUACGCUGAGAUGCAUGGUGUGCCAGAAGGGACUAACCGGCCAAGUGGAAGCCAGAGAACACGCCAAGGAGACCGGACACACCAACUUCGGAGAAGUGUGACACCUGCAUGAGGAUGGUUACAUCGACUACCUCACCAAUCCGGAAUAAAAUUCUGGAUUUCCUGAUAAGCUGUAUGUAAUCCUAAAAUUCCGUUCACAAAGCUUGAAAAGCGUAUUAACUUCAUGACGGCCAAGAUGCACAGGUUUGUUACACUUAGCGACCUUCCCAAUGGAUUUGAAAUGGGUAGCGUCUCACAUGCUAAUUUAUAGUAUAGUGGUAUACACUGGCAGCUAAAACCUGAUUUCUAAAAUCUCUUUGUGUACGUGAUCUGAGCCGACUUAAAACUAGGCUCGUUCAACACUAGCUUAAAAUCUAGUCUCUAAGUUGCUGAAUUAAUCUCUCUGUAUUAUGUUUUCAGGGCAAUUAACUUAAUCUAAGAGUUUAGGAAACACACGUGUCAGCGUUACUUACACUAAGAAUUGGACUCUGCGCAUACAAGCAGUUCUUGCAGGGGAAACUGCUCACUCAGUGCACGAUUUUUAAUGGAAAGUGUCUCUCAAAGCUGCCCUAUAGUAUGUUACCAUCCGAAAUAGAGUGGAUUGUUUGUGUGAAGUCGUGGCUGUAGAGAAAGAAAUGGCCUCUAAGCUUUAAGGUAGCCUUUAAAUUAACAAGUAGAUGGUGAAGUGUUGAAUAAACUUAUUAAUACUCUGUAGGUAGUUUUUAGUUGCUUGAAAAAUAACUAUCCAACCCCCGUGUUAACACUGCAUCAGAACAUAGGCAUGUUUCUUGAAAUACUUGGGAUUCUUCUUCAUAAUACUGUCUGAAAUUCCGGCAAGAGGGAAAUAUAGUAGUUAGGGAAGUGACUUGCAUCUGUUAAAUACAUUUAAGCAGACUUGACUUGGGUAUAGCCGAUUUCGCGGCCACAGUGUUACUAAGCUGUACCAGAUUCCGAAUACUGUAUAUUCGCACUUUAAGGUAUAGUUCUCACUCUUUGCUGGUUAAAAGUUUUGCCCUUUUCAGAAGGACAGAGCGCUAACCCGGAAGGGAGGCUUGAAAUUUCUUCAUCUGCCUUAAUGUGUUGGAUUUGUCAGCGAUGACUGUUCAGUAGCAAGACUUUAAUUCUGAUAAUGAAGGGUGCAGCUUAAUUUCCAGAACAGAAUAAGCUGCGUAAACUGCCCUACUUCUGGUACUGUUCAGAAUAAGGGAAGUUGAAAUGGGUUUAAUAAAUCUUAACACCUCACAGUGGGGUUGUGAGGCUUAACAGCAAGUGCUUUUGAGGUCUUUUAAAAGGUGCUGUAAAGGUGCGUAUUACUGAAAGGGAUUUUUGUUUUUUUUCCUUUGAAAUGCCUGCCACACAUUUGUUGAAUUGAAUUUUAAAAUAUUCUGAGCCUGCUGUUCUUCUGUUGCUCUGUUUCGAGUUGCCUUCCUUGCACUUUUACAACUGGGGAGCAAGAAUGUGCGUCUUUGGACUGAGGCAGAAAUAAACCUGCUUUCCAAGUGGCAUCCAAGAUCUAGUUUUAAAGGCCUCCUGGUGCAGCAAAAUCAUCUUUUCUAGAAAAAGCGCGUUUCACUGAAGUUCUCAACAGAGGCUCCCAGUUGGACCUUGAAAUACAGGAGGGUCUUACUGAAGAAGGAACACAAUUACAGAAGUGCUUUGCUGAAUCGAGACAUGAAUAAUUAAGUAUAAAGAAUAGAAUCACUAAGAGCACUAUGGACCAUGUUUCUUUUUAACUCAGUAUUAAAACACGUUAGCACUGUUGGGAGUUACCUAUAGAAAUAGACACUUCCAGUGUUAAACCCCGCCUUACUUUUAGCCUAUCAUUAGGAGAGGAAAAAAAACAACGAAAAAAGAGACAAAAACCAAACAAAACCAUUAAAACCGAUGCUUAUAAACCUAAAGAAAUACCUGCCAGGUCAAAGGAACUUGAAGAUUACACUGUGUUUGAACUACUUGAGAUGAAAUACUGUCUGAGACCAAGAGACUGUCAAUCCUACCUUGUAUUCUCAGCUCUCACGCUGAAUGGUGAGACCCCUCGGACAAGGAGCUGCUCCUCACCCUUUGCCAUCUGUAAAACGGACCCAAUAGCUACCUCAGAGAGGUGGACAAGGCGACUGCCCUCGGGUGAAGUGGAAGAUACAUAUUUAUUGUCUGCCGCGUUUGCAAACGCAUCGCCUUUUGGGGAGCAACACUUUGAUUUUCAGCUUUGUAUCCCGGAUGGAUUUCCGAAAGCGUGUAGAAGUAUUUUUAUUUGGUAUUCCUCAGUUGCAGUAUUUUAAAAAUUAGCUUUAUUUAAUCCAGAGUGUUUAGCUUUGCCAUAUCAUGUUUGCAUUGGGAAUCUACUAACAGAGAACCAGUUCCGUUUGAGGGAGAUGUGUCAAUAUCACUGCUUGGAUGUUUUCUUUUGUUGCCUAGAAAAUAAAAUCUCUUUGGUUAAAUAACA
Molecule: messenger RNA, 3361 nt
Organism: Columba livia (rock pigeon)
Lineage: Eukaryota; Metazoa; Chordata; Aves; Columbiformes; Columbidae
Gene: YOD1
Product: YOD1 deubiquitinase
Exons: 2
Coding region: 66-980 (304 amino acids)
Biological process (GO): endoplasmic reticulum unfolded protein response; protein deubiquitination
Cellular component (GO): cytosol; nucleus
Molecular function (GO): cysteine-type deubiquitinase activity
Source: RefSeq, a predicted model, not a curated record